GACAGACAGACAGACGGACAGACGGACAGACGGACGGGAGAAGACUGGAGCAAAUGAGCGCGGAGAGCCGCUGAAUGCGUGACAGAGAGAGGGAGAGUCUGCUCGGGAAAUCACAUUCGCUCUUUGGACAGAGAUUUAGCCACGCCCACAACUGAAGAUGUCAGACAAUGGGGAAGUAGAAGACAAGCCGCCAGCUCCGCCCAUGAGAAACACCAGCACCAUGAUUGGCUCGUCCGGUAAAGACUCAGGCCCGCUGAAUCACGGCUCCAAACCCUUGCCGCCCAACCCGGAGGACAAGAGGAGAAAAGAAGGCUUCAUCCGAUCCAUACUCACCGGAGGAGGAGACAAGACCAAUAAGAAGAAAGAGCGUCCGGAGAUCUCUCUGCCGUCGGACUUUGAGCACACCAUCCAUGUUGGCUUUGACGCUGUCACUGGAGAGUUCACUGGCAUGCCUGAGCAGUGGGCACGGUUGCUCCAGACGUCCAACAUCACCAAACUCGAGCAGAAGAAAUGUGAUCUGGCGCUGUAUUAUGUUGUUUUUGAAAUGUUCGUUGUGAUGUUAUUAGUGACGGAACAUAAAGGUGCGGAUAGCUACAGCUCUUCCAACGCAGUGGUGAGUCAUUGUGAUGUCCGACUGUGUUUUCCAGGUUUAUCUGUGACACACAGAGAAGCGUUUGAGUUCUAUGUCUCUUUCUCAUUUCUCAUUCGUCUGUUUUUAAUUUCAGAUAAAGGUGCGGAUAGCUACAGCUCUUCCAACGCAGUGAACUCCAAGACCGUUUCCGAGACCCCUGCCGUGGCCACCGUUUCUGAGGAUGAUGAUGAGGAUGAAGCCACGCCUCCACCCAUCGUCGCACCCCGUCCCGAACACACCAAAUCUAUCUACACGCGCUCCGUUAUCGACCCUCUCCCUCCUCCACUCUCCACCAAAGACGCCGCUACGUCACCCAUCACUAAUGUGGCCGCUGACAGCGGCAGUCCCACCCUGACACCCUCCACCACCUCCGCCACCGCCAGCACCACCAGCACCCCGACACCCUCCACUCCACAAAACACCGACAAAACACGCAAGAAGAAGAUGACCGACGAGGAGAUACUCGAGAAACUGCGAAGUAUAGUCAGCGUGGGCGACCCGAAGAAGAAGUACACGCGAUUUGAGAAGAUUGGCCAGGGGGCAUCUGGAACGGUCUACACAGCCAUAGACAUCGCCACGGGACAAGAGGUGGCCAUCAAACAGAUGAAUCUACAGCAGCAGCCCAAGAAAGAGCUGAUCAUCAACGAGAUCUUAGUCAUGAGGGAAAACAAGAACCCCAACAUCGUCAAUUACCUGGACAGUUACCUGGUGGGAGACGAGCUGUGGGUGGUGAUGGAGUAUCUGGCCGGAGGCUCCCUGACGGACGUGGUGACGGAGACGUGUAUGGAUGAACCGCAGAUCGCCGCCGUCUGUCGGGAAGUGAGUGUGGAAUUAUUCCAAGCUCUGUAUCUCAUCGCCACCAAUGGAACGCCGGAGCUGCAGAACCCAGAGAAACUCUCAUCCGUGUUCCGGGAUUUCUUAAACCGCUGUCUGGAGAUGGAUGUGGAGAAGAGAGGCUCUGCCAAGGAGCUCUUACAGCACCAGUUCCUGAAAGCGGCCAAGCCUCUGUCCAGCCUCACGCCGCUGAUCAUAGCAGCCAAAGAGGCGGCCAAAAACAACCGCUAGCCUCUACGGGACGACUCCCGGCCCCACCUGUCCUCCGCCCCGACCCCCAGAGCUCCCCGUCAGCCGUCUCUCUCUCUCUCUCGCCCCGCGCCGGAGCUCUCGUGCCGAGGGUUCAUCCGUCCCUCGCCCUCUACUGCUGAUGUUUUAGGGUCCGAGGGGCGUCUGCACUCACUGCUGUGGUCACCGAAAAAGAUGACUCUGAAUGAUGACAUCACUGGAAACAAAGGGCCACGGCGCGUCAGGCCCAAAGCAUUAUGGGGGAUUUCCCCCGGCUGACUCUCUCUGGGUCUCACUGUCAGUUUUUCUGUUGUCGUUUACUUUUGUGUUCAGAUCAUGGGAACAUGAUUGAUGUUUUCAUGUGUGUAUUUGUUGGGGUUUUCGUUCAUUUUAUAAUAUUUUCUGUGUGUGUGUGUGUGUGUGUGUGUGUGUGUGUGAGAACAAGUGUGUGUGCAUUCGCCGGGUCAUAGAUUAGCUGAGAUUGCGACGUGAUUGCGACAGAAAGAUCUCGUCUGAUGUACGUUUUUUUGAUAUUGAAACAUGAUGAUUUGCAACAGACUAUUGAUUAAGGUACUAUGAAGGAUGCUUGUGCAUGAAGAGACUGCAUUUCUGAUGAUGAAACUAUCACCUGAGGUCCAUUCUGUCCCAUAAUUCCUCCACACGUCGGAAACCCAACAAAACAUGACUGCAUUAUGAUGUUUUGCCAUAAACAUUAAUAGAAUUGAAAUGUUUUGAUAUUACGUUCACGUACCCUUGGGCCUUAAACUGUGACGUGAAUAGUAGGACGUACGAAGACGGCACAACACACGAAGAUGCAAUCUGUCACCAUUCGGAUUCUUUCAGUGGAUUGAUGGGAUUUAUUUAGAAGAGAAUCUUUCCUGUAAGCAAUCAGUGUUUCUGCGAACCAUAAACUCUUUAUAAGGCCUUUUGAUGAAUUGAAAUUCUUAAUUGAAAUGGGACGAAUAAACUUCAGAAUUAAUUACAGUGUCCAGGUGAUCUUUUCGUAAAUGCUGUGUUGCUAAAUGUGUCCCAAAAUGCAAUGCUCUCAACUUGA
Molecule: messenger RNA, 2747 nt
Organism: Sinocyclocheilus grahami
Lineage: Eukaryota; Metazoa; Chordata; Actinopteri; Cypriniformes; Cyprinidae
Product: serine/threonine-protein kinase PAK 1-like
Exons: 15
Coding region: 158-1696 (512 amino acids)
Biological process (GO): protein phosphorylation
Molecular function (GO): protein serine/threonine kinase activity; ATP binding
Source: RefSeq, a predicted model, not a curated record